CGAGAGUGCGACAAUUCGCGGCAGACAUGGCCUCACAGCUCAUCGCCAACCUCGAGGCGUGCGCCUCUCGCGACGACCUUGGCGACAUCUGCCAAGCAAUCGAGGAGGCGCCCAGCUUCGAUCAGCUCGCGCUCGCUCAGCUCGCCAUCGCCUCGGGGGAGGCGGAGGUGACCGCGGCGGCGCUUGGCCGCAUCGAGUCGCGGCUCGGCGCUGCGCUGGGCGCGCACGUGGCCGCGCGCUACAGCGAGCUCAUCACCGAGGUGGACGCCGUUCGCUCGCUCGAGGCGCGGCUCGUGCAGUCGCACAGCCGGGUGGAGCGGCUCGCGGCGACGGUGCGGCGCGUCCGCACGACGACGGUGGGUCAGCACGAGCAGCUGAGCGGGCGCGUGUCGCAGCUGGAGCACAUGCAGGAGUGCUCCUCCCUGCUGAGGCGGGUCCAGCGGCUGCUCUACCUCUGCUGGCGGCUGCACGAGGCGGUGGACGCGUCCAAGGCACGGAGGUCGGCGGGCGGCGGUGCGGGGUCGGGGGCGUGGCGCAUCGAGCUGUCGAGCGCGGAGCUGCCCAAGGCGGCGGUGGCGCUGCGCGAGGUGGAGGAGAUCCUGGAGGAGGAGGAGGAGAGACUCGACGGCGUGGAGCUGGUGGCGCCCGAGCUGCAGUUCGCUCGCUCCGUCGGCGCCGCCGUCCGGCGUCAGGCGGACGGGAUGUUGCGGGAGGCGCUCCGGUCGCUCAACCAGCCGUCGCUCACCACCGCGCUGCAGGUCUUCUUCUCCCUCGGCUGCCUGCGCGACAAAGUCGAGGAGGCGGUGGCGGCCGCCGCGGCGUCGCUGGGCACUGACGUGUCCGACGCCCUCACCAACAUCGACGCGAGGGCGGCGCGCGGCGGGCGUGCGGGGUGGGUGGCUGCGCUGUGGGGGCAGGUGGAGGCUGUGGGGGAGCUGCUCCUCGGUGCCGCGACCCGGCUCUGCCUGCUCACUCGCGUGCUCUCCAAGCGGCGGGACCCGCUCACGCACACCCUCUUCGCCUCGCUCCUCACGGGCCAAGGAGCCGACCCGCGCGCGGGCGAGGAGGACUCUUCACCCGCCGCAGCGCCCGCCGGCGGCGGCGACAACGGCGACGGCGGCGGCGGCGGCGGCGGAGUCGGCGGGCUGGAGGCGGCGCUGCGCGAGGCGUGGCCCGAGGCAGACCUCAGCCUGAUCGGGCUCGAGCUGAUGCUGGCGGAGCGGCCGGCCGCCGAGGCUGGCUCGCGCGCGUGGGCGGCCUCAGAGGCUGCCAACGGCGCAACCCUGACCGUGCUCAAGGCGUUGCGUGAGGACCUGGUCGCCGAGAUGAGCGGGAUGGCCGAGGCGGCCGCUGCGCCGCUGCGCGUCGCGGUCGGCGGGCUGGCGCCGGUCGUGACGACGCUCGCCAACCCGGCGACGCCCUUGCCAGACGCCUUGCGCGAGGCGGGCGCAAAGGUACUCAAGCAGCUACUCCGUUCGGGCAUGAUCGAGGAGGGUUGA
This is a messenger RNA of Emiliania huxleyi CCMP1516, 1499 nucleotides long. RefSeq lists its product as hypothetical. Gene Ontology annotation, biological process: intra-Golgi vesicle-mediated transport. The record is from RefSeq and is a predicted model, not a curated record. Bases 27 to 1499 code for a protein of 490 amino acids. The transcript is spliced from 10 exons. Gene Ontology annotation, cellular component: COG complex. Lineage: Eukaryota; Haptophyta; Isochrysidales; Noelaerhabdaceae.